This is a messenger RNA of Paramecium pentaurelia, 327 nucleotides long. The record is from the annotation of a GenBank genome assembly. NCBI's taxonomy places the organism in Eukaryota, Ciliophora, Oligohymenophorea, Peniculida, Parameciidae.
AUGUCAUAAGAACCCUUCGUUUUACAAAAGAAUUAUCGUUAAUAACAAGAAGCCUUAAAAUUUACUUAAAAGAAAAAACUGAUUCCAAUUCAAAAGAAAAUAGUUAAGAAAAUUAAUGAACAAAAACGAUUGCCAAUUGAAAAAAAAAGAAAUCCUUAAAGGAGUUAAAUUCAAUCUGAAUAAUAUUUAGAACCUUUAAUUCAAAUGCAAUCAUAUUUAGAUGAUUAAAUAAACUAAGAUCAGUAUUCCCCUCUCUUAUUCAAUGAGUUCAGAUUCACUUUUCAUGACUCAUAUUGUGAGGAAAUAAAUCUAUCAAAUGAAAUUUGA